CCAGCUUUGUCGUCGUCGUUCACCGUUCAGCGUCUCAUCAGCUUCAGCAAGCUCCGCACUGCACAGCAGCCAGACGUGGACCAGAAUACAAAGGCUCAACACUGUUCCUGCUACUUUUGGCCUUUCGCUCGUCAAAUCUCGAUCGACCAGCGAUACACCUUCCGCUUUGUACGCCAAGAUGGCCGACCCGGAGCCUCGCGCCGAUCUGGGGGCGGAGAGGAAGGAAGACGCUGUAGGAGGCGAGCCACAUCCCGGCGCCAACGACCUGGGGCAAGCAAAGUCGGACGCAGUGCAAGACAGCGACCUGCCUCAGUCAGAAUCGAGCGACGAGGGAGCUGCUGAAGCAGCAGCAGCAAGAGCAGGGCGGAAUGAUCCGCCUCGUAGCAGAUCUGUUCCCAAGAUAGGCUCGGUACCUGCACAUCGAGCGCAGCAGGGUGAAUCAAGAACUCAUACGCCUUCCUCUUCCAUCUGUAAAGCGUCCGAAAUCUUGUCCGUCAUUUCGGCUCUCGCUAGCGCGCCCAAAACCUCGGAAGCAGCGACCAAGGUGCAUUUGGAGACGUUGAAGACUCGUCCCAGCUUGGCGUUGAGGAUAGAGCUUUCUAGCGAUUUGCAAGAAUUGCUCUUUAUCGAUGACCAGUACGAAGUGGGCAGGAGCGCUGCCGACGAUCUCAACGCCAAUGGAGAUCUUGAUCAGCCUGUGGAACAAGUUGCAGUCGAGCGCACGGUCGAGAUGGAGGCUAAAAGCGAGCUGCCACAGUCAACGGCUAUGAAGGAGGAGGACGUGCAAGAGAGGCGUAAUGCGGCAAAGCCUCAGCCGACCAAAGAGCAACAACGACUUGAUGAGGACAUGGAAGGCUCUGCCCAAUCCACUUGCCUUGCAGACCUUGGCGUGCAUCCACAAGCAGAACAAAAAAGAAGUGUUGUCGUCUUUCGCGCCAGAUCGCAGGUGCCGGGAUUCUUCAAUUACAAAGGCAAGCAUGUCGGUGCGCUCACAAUCGGAAUUGGCAGUCACGGACCUUUUGUGUACGAAGCGCACCCGAUCAGAGACACGUACGACGAUUGGCUUCUGACGGGCCUGCCCCAGUGGGGUCUGCAAGGCUACAAGUGCCGAAUGGACUAUGGAUUGAAAAGACAGACCCACAAGAGGAUCUUCUUCACUGCGCCGGAUGGCAAAAGGUACAUGUGGUUGACCCACGAUAGUACGCACAAUAUGGAGCUGUACCACGUCACCAGAGCCCAGUUGACGCUGUGCUGCGCUGAAGUGCGAACCAUCAAAUUCGAAAGGGCAGGCAAACAGCGGUACAUGACGCACAUCUACCUUUGUGAGCCUUCACGCCCCUCGAAGAGAGAAGCGUACGCAAAGCUCAGCAUCUAUGCAUCCAUUUCCACAGAUCCGGACGAUGCCGAAAAAGAGACGACAGCGAUCGCUGACGUCGCCUUGACGUGCGCGUCGUACAUCGCAGCUGCGUGAGUCUCGAGUCUGUAAAGCCUGCGUUAGCUUGCGGCUUGUCGAGCGGUACUGAUCAGACCUUCGCGCACGGCUGAUCCUCCUAAUUUUAGCACUCUUCGCAAGGAAGCAAGCGGCCGAUGGCCUGUCUUCGAGAACCUUGACUGAGGCUGCGAGGCGCGUUCGAGUGCGUGAGCAUCGAGCGUCGU
Molecule: messenger RNA, 1656 nt
Organism: Ceraceosorus guamensis
Lineage: Eukaryota; Fungi; Basidiomycota; Exobasidiomycetes; Ceraceosorales; Ceraceosoraceae
Exons: 4
Coding region: 179-1471 (430 amino acids)
Source: RefSeq, a predicted model, not a curated record